Messenger RNA from Suncus etruscus (white-toothed pygmy shrew), 2961 nucleotides. RefSeq names its product calmin (gene CLMN). Gene Ontology annotation, molecular function: actin filament binding. The transcript is spliced from 13 exons. The record is from RefSeq and is a predicted model, not a curated record. Gene Ontology annotation, cellular component: nuclear outer membrane; cytoplasm; meiotic nuclear membrane microtubule tethering complex. NCBI's taxonomy places the organism in Eukaryota, Metazoa, Chordata, Mammalia, Eulipotyphla, Soricidae. Gene Ontology annotation, biological process: negative regulation of cell population proliferation; nuclear migration. Bases 71 to 2929 code for a protein of 952 amino acids.
CGCCGCCUCCCGCCCGCCCGCCGUCCCCGCGCCGCCCGCCGCCCAUCCAGCCGGCCGCGCGAGCCGCUCCAUGGCUGCGCCCGAGUGGGAUUGGUUUCAGCGCGAGGAGCUCAUCGGCCAGAUCAGCGACAUCCGCGUGCAGAACCUGCAAGUGGAGCGAGAAAACGUGCAGAAAAGGACCUUCACACGCUGGAUCAACCUACACCUGGAGAAGUGUAACCCACCCUUGGAGGUGAAAGACUUAUUCGUCGAUAUCCAGGAUGGCAAGAUCCUUAUGGCCCUGCUAGAGGUGCUGUCGGGCCGAGGCCUGCUGCACGAGUACAAAUCCUCCUCCCAUCGCAUCUUCCGGCUGAACAACAUCGCUAAGGCACUGCAGUUCCUGGAGGAGAGCAGCGUGAAACUGGUCAGCAUUGACGCUGCAGAAAUAGCUGACGGCAACCCUUCCUUGGUCCUGGGACUGAUAUGGAACAUCAUCGUCUUCUUCCAGAUUAAAGAGCUCACGGGCAACCUCAGCAGAAAUUCACCACCUUCUAGCCUGUCACCUGGCUCAGGGGGCACCGACUCAGACUCCUCCUUCCCACCCACCCCUACAUCUGAGAGGAGCACGGGCCUCUCUGUGAAGGACCAGAGAAAGGCUAUCAGGACGCUGCUGGCCUGGGUGCAGCGCAAGACCAGGAAGUACGGCGUGGCGGUGCAGGACUUCACAAGCAGCUGGAGGAGUGGGCUGGCCUUCCUGGCUGUGAUCAAGGCCAUCGACCCCAGCCUGGUGGACAUGAAGCAGGCGCUGGAGGAGCCGAUGCGGGUUAACCUGGAGAAGGCCUUCACCAUCGCUCAUGAUGCUCUGCACAUUCCCCGGCUCCUGGAGCCUGAAGACAUUAUGGUGGACACACCGGAUGAGCAAUCCAUCGUGACAUACGUGGCACAAUUUCUAGAACGUUUCCCUGAGGUGGACCCCGAUGAGGCUGUAGACUCUGACAGAGAAGCUCCCAUUGAGUCCACCUUUGUCCACAUCCAGGAAGCCCGGGCUGAACCUGAGAGCAAAGUCCUGCUCCUAACGGAGAAUGGCGAGCGCACUUAUACUGUGAACGAGACCGCCCACCCGCCCCCCGCCAAGGUCUUCGUCUCAGAGACAUCGGGCAGUGUGGAGGAGAGUCAACUCCUGGACAGUACCCAUAGCCAUGUGCCGCUGUCAGACAGCCCCACCAAGGUGGUGGGCCAGGUCCUCUCAGGGGUCAUGAGUCAGAACAGCAAUGGUGGCUGCGGCAGCAGCAGCAGCAGCAGCAGCAACAAUGAGCCGCUUCUAGAAUCUUCCAUCCUGUCCUGUAGAAAGGAGAGCCGGAGGUCCAGCUCCUUGCCCAUUAAGAAAACGGUGCACUUUGAGGAUACCUCGUACAGUAAGGACACAUCCUUCAGCUUCGAAGGGUCCCCUUGGGGAAGGGCCAAGGGGCUUUCCUGGCAAGACCCACACAACCUGGCUGCAGGGAUGUCGGAGAGGAAGCCCAAACCAGAAGUUACCUUCAACUUGACCUCAAAGGAAGUGACUUCAGUGGCCAACGUGGACAAGCCCACUCGGGCCUCGAGUCCACCACCCUGUCCCAGCAUGGCCAGUCCCCCAGGCUCCCCUGUGCCUGCCCAGAGCAAUGUGGUCCUAGCACCCUCACUGGAGCUGAAGGUGCAGUUGCUGACCACACAGGCUCUGGAAGAGGAAGAUGGCUUUGAGGGCAUCCCGCUGAAGGCCUCCCGUUUUAAUAACGACCUGGUCGACUAUGCCUGUACCAGCCAGGUCUUCGGGGAGGAGCCGACUGUGGAGGAAGCAGCAGCUGAGAAGCCAGGCAAGAAGGUCUCUAAGUCAGCCAGCAUGAGUCCUGAGCCCGAGGAGCCCACAGAACCCAUACUAGAGGCCAGUAAGCCCGAGGUAUAUGAGAAGGCUAAGCGCAAAUCUCCAGGCCGGCGGCGCCGCUCCAUCGACGAUGGCAGCAGCACCCCUGAGGAACCCCAGGGAGAAUUCCUGGCCAACAUCUCGAGCCACAGCACCAGCCUGGAGACCUUGGACAGCCGCAGCCAGGAGGGCUUGGACUUGAGGCGCUCCCCGCCACUCUCCAAGAUCUCUGUCAUUCCCCAUGACCUUUUCUAUUACCCUCACUAUGAGGUACCACUCUCGGCCGUCCUUGAGGCCUUUGCCGAGGGCUCGGAGGAUGUGAGGAACGAAGAGGAGGAGCUGGAGGAAGCUGAGAACCUUGUGCUGGACCAGGAGGCCAGAGGCAUUUUGUCGGAGCCAAUUGAAGUCCAGCUCCCUGACAGUGACCAGGAAUUCUGUCCAGAAUGGGAAGCAGAGGCUGAGCUGCCCAGCCCAGAGCCUAUACCCCCCACAGCCCCAGAGGCUGGGUCUCCAAAUGUGACCCCAGAGAGUGUCCCCAUAACAAGCCCGCAGGAAUCCUCCAACCUGGAAAAGGAAAAGGUAGCAAACCCUGAAGAAGCAAAGGUGCUCGAAGAAUCAACCAGCACCAAAAAAAAGGAGAAGAGGAAACACAUGGACCACGUGGACAGCGAGAUCUUCACAGUGCCUGAGCCUGCACGCUCCUCGGAUGACCUGGAAGAUGACAUCAGUGACCAUAGAAUCCAGUCCAGGACCACCCACAGUGACUCCAGCAUUUACAUUCGUCCACAUACUAAUAGGUCUUUGGAAUCGGACCAUUUUAGCUAUGUUCAAUUGAGGAACGCAGCUGAGGUGGAUGACAGAAGAAACCGAAUGUUAAACAGGAAUGCCACCAGCUCUGGGGAAGCCAUGGUGCAGGAGGGCCAGGGCCCACGGAACGACUCGCUAACACAGCUGGUGCAACAGCCCGACAUGAUGUACUUUAUCCUCUUCCUUUGGCUGCUGGCAUACUGCCUGCUGCUCUUCCCGCAGCUGGACGGCAGCAGACUCUGAGCCUGGCCUGGCAAUAAAGAUGGUGGGACCCA